Messenger RNA from Phragmites australis (common reed), 588 nucleotides. RefSeq lists its product as uncharacterized. The transcript has a single exon. The record is from RefSeq and is a predicted model, not a curated record. The coding region runs from base 89 to 442 and encodes 117 amino acids. NCBI's taxonomy places the organism in Eukaryota, Viridiplantae, Streptophyta, Magnoliopsida, Poales, Poaceae.
AAACGGCGAGAAGCAUUCGGACCCAUCGCGGCAGACGGGGAGAGACGGACUUCCGUCCCGACGGACUCGGCGGCGGCGGCGGCGGCGGAUGGAGUGGGGCGACGAGUGGCUCGCCCCCGACAAGCUGCAGCACGUCCUCGCCUGCCUCCUCAUCGCGCUGGCCGCAGCCGCGCUCGCCGGCCGCAGCGCCCGCCCCGGCAUCCGCCGCCGCGCCGUGGCCGUCGGCUCCGUGGCCUCCCUCGCCGCCGGCGCCGCCAAGGAGGCCGCCGACGAGGCCGGGUUCUUUGGGUCCUCAGGUGCCUCGCCCAAGGACGCCGCCGCCGACCUCCUGGGCAUCGCGGCCGCCGCGCUCGUCGUCGCCCUGUUCCGCCGCGUCCGGCACCGCCGCCGCGAGAAGAAGGCGCGCGAGGAUGGCGCUCGCGACGGCGUCUCCAUGGUGUGACAGCAAGAGCCUGCGAGGAGGAUGCGUCGAUCUAUUAGCUCUGGUUUGCUUGUAGAGCAGUAGAGGCUACUGAUCUGGUCUCUAACAUCUGGAGACCGAUGUACCAAAGUUCGAUUUGAGGAAAGGAAGAUCUACCUUUUUUGGCU